Messenger RNA from Capsella rubella, 832 nucleotides. Its product is annotated as auxin-responsive protein IAA1. Gene Ontology annotation, molecular function: protein binding. Lineage: Eukaryota; Viridiplantae; Streptophyta; Magnoliopsida; Brassicales; Brassicaceae. Gene Ontology annotation, biological process: regulation of DNA-templated transcription. Gene Ontology annotation, cellular component: nucleus. The transcript has 2 exons. The coding region runs from base 143 to 655 and encodes 170 amino acids. The record is from RefSeq and is a predicted model, not a curated record.
CCAUUUCACAAACUCCAUCGCAUUUCAAGGAUCUUAUCACAUUCCCAAGAAGAGCAACAAUAACAAGAGAAGAAGAAGAAGACUCAAGAGUUAAAGAAGACUGAGUGAUUCUUUGUUGAAACAACAAGUAUAGUAAGAGAAUAUGGCGUAUGAAGAAAGCACCAGUGGACUUAACCUUAAGGACACCGAGCUUCGUUUGGGAUUACCCGGAACAGAAGGAGAACAACAACAACUAGAAGUUUCUUGCCUCAGAAGCAACAAGCGGAAGACUAACGACUCAAAAGAAGAAUCUUGUCCUCCUCCUUCCAAAACACAGAUCGUUGGUUGGCCUCCAGUGAGAUCUAACCGUAAGAACAACAAAAACGUUAGUUAUGUGAAAGUAAGUGUGGACGGAACUCCAUAUCUUCGCAAGAUAGAUCUCAAGAUGUACCAAAACUAUCCAGAGCUUCUCAAAGCACUCGAGAACAUGUUCAAGUUCACAGUAGGUGAAUAUUCCGAGAGAGAAGGCUACAAAAAGGGUUCUGGAUUUGUACCUACUUAUGAAGACAAAGAUGGAGAUUGGAUGUUGGUCGGUGAUGUUCCAUGGGACAUGUUCUCUUCAUCUUGUCAAAAACUCAGAAUCAUGAAAGGAUCUGAAGCUACUAAUGCCUUAUGAUCCCUGCCCGUAAUGCCUUUCAAAGUUUCAUACUUUAUUCUAGACAUAAAAUAGUUUGAUGUAAAGAAAGAGAGAGUUUAUGUACAAUAGGGAUACAAAUACGUUAUAUAGAUGUAAAACUAUUAAGCCUGUUCAUUUUGUAAGAUCAGUCUUGAUUAUACAAGUUUAUUAUAUGUA